GAUGAGAUCGCUCGGAUGCUGAGUGAAGAGGCUCGCGCGAUCGUCCUGUCCUGACUCGGGUUGUAGCUUAAGUGCAUACCAGCAGUGAAAAACAUUCUUAACACGUCGAUCGGUGCUGGUGCCGAUAGCGCCCUUUCCAUACAGUGUUUAAGUAAAAGUUGCACGUGCACAAAGCACACAGUGUCACAGUAAAGCAAGUGUUCCACCAAGUCCAUUGGCCGUGCAAGGAAGGUGUGUGCGUGUGUGUUGCGAUAUGUGUAGCUCCAUGGUGAAACACAAACGAAUGGUUGGUUUUGCAGCUGAAGAAACGGAAUCGGGUGUAAAGUGUUGUGAUUGAAAAUGAUGUUAGUUUCCAGCGGGUAGCGGGUGCGUGCUUCAACAAUUUGUGCAAUCGUCCCCACAUUCCUUCCGCCCCCCACCCCGGGACUGACGACUACCCUCAUCACUUCAUUCCGCUUUCGAUUGGGCCAUUCGCUUUGGAUGUCGUGGGCAGGCCCCGCAGCAUCACCAACGAAACACGUCAAUCACCAACCAAUGCUUGGAACAGCUUCCAGCACAUUUGCUCAAAGUAAGAUCUUCUCAGCCGCAGCCAAACAGCUUGUCCAUUAACCAAUGAAAAGCAUAAUAUUUCCCCGUUGAAGCAAUACGUACAUGAAUGAUCGCUGAAGACUUUCCCUCUUCCUUUGCCAAAGCCCUCCAACAUCCAUGUUGGUGACUGUGUGUGUGCGUGAAGCCAAGAAGUCGUUCCUUGACAUGUAGCCCGAGUACGAGUGUGUGUGAGUGUGUGUGCGUGGGCCUGAAGAAAUGCUUUCGACGUGCCGCGUGUGUUGGUAUUGGUGAAGAAAAACCGUUUGUUUAUGUGAAAUUGUUGGAAUUCCUGAAUUCCGUCCGCCUGCCCCUGAAGAAAACGACGAAGAUCGCAUUCGCGUGCUGCUGGUGCUGCGUGUGAAAAAGUGUCAAGCGAGCAGCGACGAAACAAUAGGAACAGUGCAGCAUGACUUAAACCUCCGGCCCAAGUUAUAUUUGAGCUUUUGAUUGUUUUUGGGAUUUUUCGUACGUAUGUGCAUUCCCGGUUCUGUUUUCCCGUAAGUGAUGUGAUGUGGUUCUGUUGGAGCAGCGCUGGCCAGUGUUGGUAGAAUCAAGAAGGCUCGCGCAUAGUUCCCGUGGUGAAGAAUGCAGCAUCGAUCAUACGGUGCCUGCCCGUUCAGCGAUCGUUAAGAUAAUUACUUAUCGCGAAGCAAAUUAAGGUGCAAUUGAACCAAAUUUAGCCAUUCUUCGAACGGCUAAUGAUAGGGUGCUGGUUGUGCAACAAAAUGUCGAAGUAAUCGAUUGAUCUUGCGUUGAAUGUUUUUCGUGGAAAAUGAAUCAUCGUUUCGCAACGCAAUUUUUGUCACACGGAAGGAUGAGCCAACGUUCGUGCCAUUGCCCUGCCGGUACAGUGGAGCAACAUAGUUGUGCUUGUAAAUUAUAGUUAAUGGAGUGCACGCAUCGCUUACAGUACAAGCAAAUGGAAUCUUUAAUGGAAUAAGGAUACUCCCAUACUAAUGACCAGUGAAAAAAAAAAUCUGUUGAACCGAUAAAAUUAAUAAACGAAGAUACAAAAGCACGAGCGACAAGUAGGAUAGAAAGCAGGCGUCAACAAAACACAGAGUUUUAGAACAGUAUAUAUUAAAAAGCAACAUUCGAUGAAUCCAAUUCCGUCCUGUAACCAAACAGCAAAACACAAGAUCGAGGGUACAGAAGCCACGUAAUCCGUAAUCCAUCGAAUUGAUAUCGCUGAAGGUAGAGCGGGAGGACAGAGAGGCAAAACGGCAAAAGAUAAACCAUGACGGAAUUUCUGCCCCUCUGUGAUGUGCUGUUCAAUGUAAUCUCGCUGGCCGGUUACUUCUGCGACGUUGUGUUCGAUGUGGUGCUUGGCUAUGCGCUGUACGAACGACAAAAGUUCGCUUACUUCGCCGCGGUCAUUGUGAUCGUGUCGUUCUCGCUCGUCAUAUCACAGAUCGUGUCUAUUCGAUGGUAUUUAAAUAAGCGAAAAAUACGCAAUGCUACAGCAUCGACCACCGGUCCUCCUGGCUUACAGGACGCGGAAGCGGCAGCUAACGCCCCAGGCAGCACCAGCGGCAGUCUGGAAAAGAAGAAGAAAAAACCAAACAGUCUCACCACGGCCAACGGACCGGGCGCAGGCAUUGGCGCUCGAACCGACGAUACGGAUGAAAGGCCGACUAAUGGCGGUUCCCGCAGCUCCGAGUACAGCCGCUACAUCGUGCUUGCGCUACACUUUACGCAGCUCGGAGUGCUAUGGCGGUACGCGAAACUGUUCGUACCGGUCGAUUUGCGCCACGUCAAGCACGAGGUACGCGACCUCUGUAUGCUGCGGCUUGUGCACGCAUUCUGCGAAGCGGCACCAAUGCUACUGCUCCAGCUGUACGUGCUCGUAACACUGCAGAGCGAGGCGCAGCUGGCGGCAACACUGAAGUUGAAGACACUCGGCCACCAUCACCAUCUGCCGGCCAGUACGGCGUUAGUGCAGCAAACGAAUUUGGCCGAGCAGCAGCAGAAAACGUUUCGCGAUCUUAACAUGGUGUCGGCCACGCUGUCCCUGUUUAGCGUGUGCUGGGCACUUGCUAGCUUUAGCAAGAACGUUCGCCUCCAGAACGUGCACCGGCUCGUGCUGACAUGGUUGGGAGUAAUCUUUCAGUUCCUUUGGCGCUUGGGAACGGUGAUAUCGCGCGUCAUCUCGCUCACGGUGUACGCCUCCGUGUACAGCCACUGGGUGUUUCUGGUGAUAAUUCUGCACUGGUUCUCGAUGUUUCUGUGGCUGAUUUCACCGAAGAAUGUGUUUCAUGGUGAGCGUAUUUCGCGGCUUAAGAAGACAACCCUUGGUGGGCUGAUUGCGUUCGUGUACAUCUUUGCCUACAUAAAUCUGCAGGAAGUGAGACAUCGGCAGAAAAUGCUUACAUUCUACGUGGUCAUGUUUGCGGAGAACUGUCUUCUCGUCUGUCUGUGGAUGGUCGGUGUAUGGCCAAACCGGCCGGAGGGAUGGUAUCUGGUACCCGUGUCGGUUUUAUGUAGCUUUGCCGCUGGACUGUUCUUUAUGGUCGUUUACUACCGCUACUUUCACGUGCGCCGUCUCGGUUACGAAGCGGGAGGGCGCAUUUCCGAAAAGUGUUCCGGUCACUGUGGGACGGAUGGCUGCCGCUGUCUGACCGGACACGAGAACGGCAUCGAUGGGGUCGGCAUUAACGGUGGAGGUGGUUGUAAAGUGGGUGGCGGUAUUGGCGGCGGCCUAGGAGGAGGUGGAUUGCAUGGUGGUGGAGGUCAAAAGUAUCCCCAUGCCAUACCGGGUGUGUUCAACUGUCGCUUCUCGAACCCGGUGAAUGCGGCGACCAAGCGAAAAAAGAAGAAACCGACCACAUUUGUGCCACCGCCAAAUUUGGCAAUUGCUUCCCAAAACUCGGCAGGUGCUGGGGCUGCAGCAAACGAUCACCAGAAUGUGACCAGUCAGUUUUUACAACAUCAAGCCCACCAGCCACAGCAGCAACAUGCACAGCAGCAGCAACAGCAGCAGCUGCAACAACGGCAGCAACAGCAUCAUCAACAACAGCAACAACAGUAUCUACAGCAACAACCUUUGAUAUCACACCAAGAGCAGCAACAGCAAGCGCAACAACAAUUUCAGCAGCAGCAGCAGCAGCAACAACAACAGCAGCAACAGUAUAUGGGCCCAAUGGCGAUACCGUUCUGGAGGCGGCCACUACCGCGAUCGCACACGGGUGGAUCGAGUGAGAAUGAAGGCAGCAGUGUUGGAUCGCGGGUCAAUAUCCAGCAGAAGCUGCAGGAAAAGAAACAGAAGCAGCUGGCCGAGCUGAAGAUCAUCGAGGAGGAGAUCAAGCAGGGCAAGCUGGGCGGUCCCGGCGGUACCGGUACGCUCAGCUCAGGAGACGAUGGCAAAACAACGCUACCGAGGCAACCGAUCCCGCGGGCUAAGAAACACAUCGAUCUCGAUCCGAUCGAGUGGCGCACAUCGAGCCCUGAUAUGGCUGAAAUCGUUGCGAACAAAUCGUUUAACGAUCUAAACCUGCUGCUGGCGGCCAAUUUGGAUGACGUGAACAGUUUGAACAAGUUUAACAGCAAUUACGAUCCGAUCUAUAACAGCUUCGGCCUGAACGGUAUCAACAUAUCGGCGUUGGUUAAUCUGAAAGGUGUCGCUGGUGGAACGGGCAGCUUGGUGGAUACCGGCGGUCAAUCAGCGUCCGUACCGGUGGUGGGCCCAGUGGUAGGUCCGGGCAAUCGCAACAUGUCACCAAUAUCGUCCCAAAUAUCAGCCACCGAAAGCAAUUCGCUUACGCGCCAGGUAAUGCCCCGGUCGAAGAUUUUGCCCAACAACAUACCGCGCAAUCCGUUCGCCGAGAACUAUCGGGGUAAUUUUGUGAAUUUGUAUGCAGACGCCGCUGCCAGUACGCCAACCGGACUGAUAAACGGUGCUGCGAACGGUAACGGCAAUGGAGGUGGGUCAGGUGUACGGGCACCGUCUAUCAGUCCUCGCACGACUGAGAUUGCACAAUCGAAUCGGGCAAUCUUGUACGAUGCGCACGGGCGGCUGUAUACCGAUGCGAACCACCCAAGGCAAGUGUCUGGAACGUACAGCAGCACCGAGAAUGCAGGUGCCGAGAAUCUUCCCUUCCCGUACAAUGUAGUGCCACCGCCACGCAGCAAGCUGGACAGCCGGGGCACCCCAACCACUCCGGUGCAGUCCGGAUCGGCCAGCGGGAGUGCGAACAACACGAACAGUAGCAAUAAGUCAGGACGUACGGCGACGACGGCAACGAUGGCAGCUAUUGUGGCGAGCGUUGGUGGGGCGGGAGCAUCUUCAAGCGGUGCCGUUGGUGCUGGUGGUGGAGCGGCCGGUGUGAUCAAUAAUCUUAACAAUACCAAGCGCCAGAAUAUGCAACGUGCCAAAACGCCGGAAAUACUGCUCGCACCGCACUAUCUGGAGAAUUCACGGAUUUACUUCGACUGGGUGGCACGAGAGGCAUCCAAUUUUAGAUUACAAGAAUCGGAACGUGAUCAACCGAUGGAGAGCAGUGGGGAUGAGAAUUUGGACAAUUCUGGAUGUGACGAUGGGCAUAAUGGACAUCAUCGGAUACCUUCGGACAUCGAUAGUCAGGUCUCAUUACCCCGCUCGUACACGUUGCCUCGCGAGUUCAAGUACUAUCGACGAAACAAGGGUCGGAAGGUGAAAAACGAGCAUUUUAUCGCCAGCACGAACAGCAGCGAUGGAGACGUAGACAGUGGAGAUGAUAACGAAUCGGAGCGACUAUCGAACCUGUCGUCCAGCUCGCAACGACGGGUGAAGAACGCUACACCGUGCACGAACCUUACCAACGGACACCAUGCACCUGCGCUGCAGCAACAGCAGCAUCCUCAGCAGCCACUUCCCCGCCAAAGGAUGAACAAUCUGAACAAAGGCGUCGCUCAAAAUCAGCCCUCGAUCAGUGCUUCGAUGGCACUGAUGUAUGCGGGUGGUUCGAGAGGUCAAUCUCCCAGCGGCACCAUGCUGCAUGCAAAUGGGCAAGCGAUACCACCGGUUAACACCUGCCGGCAAACUCUGAAUGCAACGCCGCAAAACCUGCACCAACCACCACUGCCACAGCAUGCUGCUGUCGCACUAUCGAACGGUUACAACUUAACAGGCGGUGGCGACCGAAGCAGUCCGGCCAUGCCAGCUCUGCUUUCAGGCAAUGACGGGAGUCCGGUAGGAUUGCCCGGCAAACCAGGAGCCGUACAUAGUUUCGAUCUAAUUAGUGGUGUGGAAGCAGUAGGAGCUGCACUGCCACCGUACCAUGCUGGCGGAGCAGCAGGAGGAGGAGGAGGAGCGGGCAAUGGUGGAGGCGUGGCACGACCAACCCGUUUCCGGAUGUACGGCACCAAGAAUGGGAUGGUGCGACACGAAACCAAAUCCCUUUCCGCAUCCGGGCACGGUUCGUUACCGUGGUACCGUGGCGGUGAAGUACGGUCGAGGCAGUUCCAUUCCGUCCUACGCAGUUGGAGAGCGACGCAGCAGCGAGGGCAAAGCUGCGAAUCAUCAUUACCAUCAGCGCAACACACACUAGCUCCUCUGUCCGGCCGAGAAAUGGCGGAGAAAGCAGCAGUCACAGCAGCCGUUCCGGUAUCGCUAUCGCCAGCGGUGGCCGUCCCUGCACCAACGACAGAAGCAGCACCAGCAGUGGCAGCACCAGCAUCACCAGCAGUUGCAGCAGUGGCAACUACGCCGCCAGCUCAACAGAAGCUAUCGGAAUCGGACGAUUUUACGGAUAACUCGGCAGAAAACACAAAAGAGGCAAACCAGGAGGACACGUCGCAGCAAAGCGGGCUGGCGACGGUCGAGUCCGAGUACGACACGGCCUCAGAUUCACCGUCGGACGGUGGAGAGGAGGAAGACGAGGAGGAAGAUUAUGAAGACGAGGAAAGUGGAGGUGAGGAGGAGGAGGAAGACGAUGAGGAUGACGAUGGUUCGGAUGGUACGGACGACGAUGGCACGGAGGAGGAAGAAGACGAAGACGAUGUGAUCGAGGUGUUGGAGCGCCAGAGCGGUGACGGCCAGGAACAGGAUUCGGAGAGCCGUCGAAAGGUGGACGACGAUGAAGAUCGCAGCAACCCGCAGUACAUCCCGAAGAAGGGCACGUUUUACGAGCAUGACGAUCGUACGGCCGAAGACGACCUGGACGAUUCGGGGUUGGAUGGGGACGAGCAGCGCUCGAAGCGCAAUGACGACGGGCUUGGCGAUGGGAUGGGUGAUUCGCAUGGUGGUGGCGGCGGUGGCCCCGGUAGUGGUGGAGGUGGCGGAGGCGGUGGACUCGGCGCUCCCGGGAUGUAUGGUGGUGAGCGUCGCGGCUCGGAGAAGGGUGGAAGUGGACCGGGUGCAAAAGGCACGAAGAAAUGGCAGGCGUCAACCGAUCGAUGGACACACGAUCGGUUUGACGAGAGUGAGCAAGCGCCCAAAUCGCAGGCGGAACUCGUUUUCGCGUACGGGUACGAUAUACGAAGUGAGGACGGUCCACCGAAGGCGCGCAGGAAGCGUCGUUAUGCGCGCGGGCCGAACCGAUACACGCGCAACUGGGAGGACGAGGAUGCGUACCAGAAGUCGUCGAACGCGGAACAUCACCAGCGCCAUAAGAAGGUUCCACGACCGGAAGAGUUUCCCGAGCUGGGUGGUGCGAAUGGGAAGAGUGGACGGGCAACGGGCCGGGGACGCAAUGGGCAGAAGAGUGGCAGCUCGGUAGCGGGUGGGCCGGACCAGCGAAGGCAGUCUGGAGCAACGGAUGGCGGUCGAACUAGAUCGUCGGAUGUGCGUCGAUCGGGCGGUCAAGAUCGAUCCAUGGGUCGAUCGGAGAGAGUGCGGUCGGGUGAUUGGGGCAGUGCGGCGGGUGGAGAUCGUGAGAGAGAUUCGGAUCGGGGUGCAGAUUGGGAUCGGUCGGAGUACGGUGGUAGUGGUGGUGGUUCGCUUCGGUAUCGCAAUGAAGAUCGCGGAUCACGUAACAACUAUCACAAUAAGGAGAACAAGCUGAGCGGCGCGAGGAACAGUAAGGAGAAGGAUUACAAGGUGAUCAACUCGUUACAGUUCAAAAAUCAAGCCAGGAACAAAAACAUGGAGGGUGGCCCAGGUGGUAAUGGUGGUGCGUCCGUUGCCGGACCAAUGCCUGGUUCGGGCGCGAGUUCAGGACUACCCGACGGUAAUCCUGGUGCAGCUCCCAUGAUGCACAGUAACAGUGCCGGUGCACUUUCGGGCAGCAGUAAUAGCAACAAGAUGAACAAUCAUGGCACGGUGCAGCAGCAGCACAACAGUUCCAACAGUCCCAAUGCCGGUGGUGUGGCGAACGAUCGUAUUCAUCAUGUGGAACAGAACCAGCAGCAGGGUAGAAUGAUGAAUGUAGUAACCACUUCGGCUUCGCUUGGGUCUGUUCCUUCGUCCGGUGCACAGCAACACUACGGACACCAUGCGUCAUCCAUGGGACAGAUGCAGCAGCAACAGCAUUCGAACCAGCAGCAAAUGCAACAACCACAACCGCAACAACCAACGCAAAAGCUGAAACAAGGCUACCUGGAGGAAGAUCAUUCAAAGUACGCAGUUCCUUUGUAUGCCGGAUCGUCCGCAAUGGAUCGAAUGCCGCCGAAUGUGGCAUCCGGAGCGGGCGCACCAGCUGUUGGCAAUCUUCCGAUGAAUCAGCGAUCUCAAAUCUCACCACGAGCAAUCGUAGCGCAAACCCCUCCAUCGGCGCCGUCAGAGCAAGUGUCUUCAGAUCGUAUGGCUGUGCAAAUGGAGUACCAGUCAAUACAGGGAGCUGGCGUGCCUCAGGGUUACGGUGGUCAGCAACGUUCGCUAGCGGUUCAACAGCAGCAGCAGCAACAGGUGUCAAAUCAAAUGCAACAUCAGCAGCAACAACCGAUGCUGCAAACGGAGGUACCUCGCAACACGAAACGCUACUCGACUCAGCGACAACGGUCUGCUAUGGAAAGUGCUGCCAAUGCUAGCGCGUUGCAAGCUCAGCAACAACAGCAGCAACAGCAAGCGGCAGCUGCAGCAGCAGCUGCUGCAGCCUCCAUGCAUGAACAGCAGCAGAUGCUGCAGCAUCAGCAAUUGUUGCGACAUCAGCACGAACAGCUGGCGCAACAGAGCAAACAGAAGCAGGUCUACUCCCAACAGCAGCUCCCCCCGUCAGGACCAACUCCCGGAGGACUCCCAAUGACACUGCAAGCCGCCGAUUAUCAUGGAGCCGUCAACAAAGCUCCUCCCCCGGCUCAGGGCGCACCGGGAGGGCAAAAUCCAGCGCAGGUGCAGUACCAUCAGCCGACCGCUAUCUACUACACGUCGGCCGGUGGUGCCGGUGGACCACCUCCGGGUGAGUACGUAACGGCAGCUGCACCCGGUGGUCAGCCGCAGCAACAACCACCGCAACCACCCACUCAGGCACCGCCACCUCCCCAAGCACAGUACGCACCUCCACCCUACGCCACGCAGGGACCUCCACCGCAACCGCCACAAGCAGCCUCCUACCUGCAGGGCCCAGUGUCGGCCCCCAGUGCCUACCUGCCAGCGCCCCAGCCUGCCAGUGUUCCUACCGUUCCACAGCCACCGUCCGGUGUGCCUGGCGGGGCGCCCCCACCUCCGAUGAACUUUGUGCCCGCCCUAGGCCCACCUCCAACGGCCCCUGCACCGGGCGUCAGUCCGGGACAAUAUUCGGGACCGGGCGCGUAUACUACCGGGUUUCAGACCGGGUACGCACCAGCCAUCGGUGUUGUGCCGCAAGCCGUGCCGGGUGGUCCACCACCACCACCGGUCGUUGCCGGGCCACCGACCGGCGGACCCGGCGGUCCACCCCCGACGGCUCUGUAUCAAUCGUCCGGUGGCAUCACGUACUACGCACCCCAGACGCAAACGCAGGCACCAAGGCCACUGCCUACCGGGCGAAGACCAACAGCCGCUAUACCGAUUCUGGCACCUCCGGACCGGAAGCCUGCUGGUGGCAGCACUGCAGCAAGCGCCGGUGCAAACAAAACGUCCAGCAGCACACGCCCAGCUGCAGGCGAAUCGAACGAAGCAGCGGACGUUGGUACGGGUGUUGCGAGCAAUGCGGAAGCCUCCGGUGGUACCGGGACGACGGUCGAUAGUGGCGAAAACAUCGAUCACAUUCUGGACAACAUGUUUGUUCAGCGCCCCCAGUACCAGCCACCGUCGCGGAAGAGUCCGUCACCGGCACUGGCACCUACCGCUACCGGUCAGCAGCAACCACAACAACCUCAGCAGGGUUCGCUCCCGCCGGGUACUGAAACAGCUAACGGUGCCGCGGAGCUACGCAGCGACAGCGGUUCCACUGGAGCAACCGAUGGACAAGAAUCGAUGGAUAACAUUGGAGAAUCUGUCAAGAAAAUGUCCAUUCAAGACACCGAUAAACUGUCCCUUGCUUCCGGCAGCUUAACGGUGGAAGGUAAAGAAGCUGCGGCCGGUAUCAUCGAAACGAGCGCGCCCGCUCAGCCAGUUGAAUGACGAUACUAAAAACCAGCGCCAGCGCUGCGGACUGUAGCUGCUUUUAAUGCAUAAGUUUGUUGCUUGCCAGAGGCGCUAUAAUUUACAGGAUGAAAGAUAAGCACUGGAAGAGGGGGUUUGUAUGUGUUUGCAUGUGGGAAUACUGCAGCAAGCAUUGUACUUCCUUUUUGUUUGGAGUAAUGCUUGCUGAAGCUAGGUUCGAGCUUGCAAACAUUGUACUAUUAUUUUUGAAUAUUGAACAGUUUCAUGUAUUGUGUUUCAGCUGAAUUUAGCCCCUGUUAAAUUGCUGAAACAAAACUCUUAUCAUAUCAUGAACAUUUGGAGAUCUUAUUUGCAACAAUGGCAUGGUGUAGUUGAACCAGCCUUGCCAACGGAAUGGCACGGAAUUUGCCCACUAGAGUUUAUUGUGCGAUGCUGCAUUCGCGUAAACAUAUUUAUCUUCCAGCCCUUCGCGUCCAUUUUAUUAGAGGCGUAUUAAAGAUUGUAAAAAAAUGCAAUUGGAACGUUGAAAAAAUUGAAUUGGAAAGCAGGUGGAAUAACACGAGCUACAUUAAGAUAAGCAAUUGUGUAUAGAGAACUACAGAAAGGUUGGCAACUACCAAACAGUCACCUACUAAACAGCAACAGGAUGCUAGACAAAGGAACAGCAAAGGAAAACUCGGGAAAAUCGUAAUCAAUACACCACUCUCUAUUUUCCUGUAUUUUUUUUUUGCUGGAGAAUCCUCUUCAUACAAGCAAUACGAUUUCAUCAUGCCAAGGAGCUAAGCAUAGCAUAGGAUUGCUACGGUGGUGGCGUGGCACAGAAUGUUUCAAAUGAUUGUAUUUAUAAAACUACGCAAUCGUGCGGAACCACGAUUUCGGCAUGUAAGUGUGAGUGUGUAUGUAGUGGCAGCGAAGCGAAAGCCCCAAGAGUUCGAAGUAAAAGCAGGAAAACAUAUAAAGUCAUUAUUUAGGAAUGGAAAUAAAGCGAAAACAACACCGAAAUUAAUCGAUCAAAAUAAGCAAUACGCGAACAACGAA
This is a messenger RNA of Anopheles stephensi (Asian malaria mosquito), 11065 nucleotides long. RefSeq lists its product as uncharacterized. The record is from RefSeq and is a predicted model, not a curated record. Gene Ontology annotation, cellular component: exon-exon junction complex; membrane. Bases 1826 to 10045 code for a protein of 2739 amino acids. The transcript has 10 exons. Gene Ontology annotation, molecular function: mRNA binding. Gene Ontology annotation, biological process: mRNA processing. Lineage: Eukaryota; Metazoa; Arthropoda; Insecta; Diptera; Culicidae.